Molecule: messenger RNA, 1338 nt
Organism: Phaedon cochleariae (mustard beetle)
Lineage: Eukaryota; Metazoa; Arthropoda; Insecta; Coleoptera; Chrysomelidae
Source: the annotation of a GenBank genome assembly
CGAAUCUAUUAUCAGUAUAUCGUUUACUACGCAAGUGUGUGUUUGUGGUGAAAACUGACUGUUAGAUUAUUUGAAUUUGAAUUUCUGAAUAUUGAAAAGUGUAUCUUAACUGAGGAAAGGAUGCCGACAAAUAUGGCUGAACUAUUGGAAGUCCAAAAUAAGUUGCUGUCAAUGAAGUGCUGCUUGUGUAAGAAUGUUUUAUCAGUGCCUCCGAUAAUGGUGCUUUCCGAAGAUGGAACAGAAUUGAAAUGCGGAAGAUGUAAAAAUAACAAAGAGAAGGCAUCAAUUUGCAGAAAUAUUGCUCUUGAGAAUAUGGCAAUGUUCUUCUCAUUUCCUUGCAUAUACAGAAAUUGCAAUGAAAUGAUUCCGUGGAGAGAGGUGGAAAGUCAUGAAGACUCUUGUGAUGAAAGGACGAUUGAAUGUCCAAUUUAUUAUGAAGAGUGUGAAGGAAAAGUACAGGUGCUUAAGUUGGAGGAGCACUGUGAACGUUAUCAUGAGAAUAAUGUUGGUUAUGAAACUUUCAAUUGUUCAUUGUUCGCCAAAACAGAAGUAAUGGGAAUCUUGAUAUCCAGUAAUCAACAGUUCAUAAUAUAUAUCACAACAGGCAUCAAAUUGUCAGAGAUAUAUGUUGCUUCUUUGAAAAAAAUCAAUGAAUAUUUCACAUACACUUUGAAAGUGUCCAGCACAUGUGAUGACACCUUUGUCGCAUAUGAAAAUCAGCCAAUUAGCAAAUAUGACGAAGUAGAUCAUUGCCUUAGAUGUAUGCGUUCUGAUUGUGAUUUGAGUGGCUAUCCCCAUUCAAAAGUGAAAGACAAUGUCCCUGUUAAUAAGUUUUUGAAGAAGGUCGAUCUGACUGCCGUGAAACUUCUUUUUGGUGAUAUUUCCGAGAUCAGAUACAGAAUAACAAUCGUUCCGAAGGAGGAAUAUAAGGAUAACAACAAAGGAUUAUCGAGCGAAAUUGCAACGGUAGAAAACGAUAAGAAAGAAGUGAACAUCGUCGAUGAAAGUUUGGAAAAGCUCAAAAAGCAAUUACAGUGUCCUAUAUGCAUGGAGUACAUGAUCGACAAAAUCUAUAGCUGCGAUGAAGGGCAUGUAUUGUGCAUUAACUGCAAAAUCCAGCUGACUGAAUGUCCUUCAUGUAGAACAAAACUUGGAAAAUUGAGAAAUUUCCCUUUGGAGAAUUUGGCUGAUGAAGUAGUGCUCGCUUGUCUAUUUUCCAAAAACGGUUGUGAGUUCACCGGAAAAUUGGAAUUGCUUUCUCAACACGAAAGAGAAUGUGUACAUAAAUAGGACUGAAGUAAUCCUGAUGAGGAAUGAAUAUUAAAGUUGCAUUUUUCA